AGCUCAACUUGGCAAUCUUUGUGGCCCUACGCUUUUGCUUACACCAUUUAUUUUCCCUUUUCUCCCGUUCUCUCUCGCUUCGGACUUUUUGAAUCUGUUUUUGUUUUCAACGUUUACCCUUCAUCUGUGUUGACGUUCUGGGGAACGUGUGGACAGCCCCUCUCCUUGUUGUUGGGCGGCUUGUCUCGCGUCGGCGUUUGCUGUUCCCUCUCGUCAUUACGUCUCUCUGUUCGCGUUUUGUUCGUUUCUCUUGCUCUCGUUGGGGUUCCAUUUACAAGUUGGCUUGCUCGCUAUGCUGAACUAUUGCCUCUUUUAAAAGAGGGAAUACCGUGCUCUCCCGUCUCUGUGUGUUUGCACACACAGUUCCUUAUACUCGACAUCUUAGAAUUAUCUGACUCUGUAAUAUCGUCUUAACACAUGGCGGCCUCGGCCCUUGUAUCAAUGCGUUCGUCGUCAUCCUCGUCCAACCAGGCGGCUGCGCCUGCUGCAGAGAGAUCAAAUGGCGUUGUGGGUGUUCAAGGCCCAUUAGUGGAGAAGCGUCACUUUGCGGAUCCUACACCGAGUAUUUUGAGAAGAAGCCGUAAUAGCCCUGAGGAAAUGAAGCGUGGUUUAAGUGCUGGGAGUUCGUGUAAUAGUACCUACACGAAUGAUGAAAGGAUCAGUCCCACCGGCGAUGGAGGACGCAAAGUACACUUUUUGGAGCUUCUUGGUCCUAUAAAGAAAUUUCUCGGCAGAUCUCCCAGUAAUACUGGCCAUGCGAGAAAUAGUAGCAACGGCCCAGGUGCUACUACCCCUGGUAAUGGAACCGUUCCUGCAGCUCAACAUCAGGUUGCUGCAGCAUUCGCUCGUCCAGUAGCUAUACGCGCCAAUACUGCCCCAGUCAACAACUCUACCCCGUGUACACUGAAGGAGAAAUACGGAAAGCCUUGCCAACUCCUGGGAAAGGGUGCCAAUGGAAAUUGCUGGCUGGUUCGUCGUCACACGGAUCAAAAGGUGUUUGCAGUAAAAGAAUUUAGGCGUCGGCGUGAAAAUGAGUCUCAAAGGCAGUACAUGAAAAAAUUGACGAACGAGUAUUGUAUUGGAAGUCUUUUGCAUCAUCCUAAUGUUGUAGAAACUUUGGAUAUUAUAUUCGAAAAGGGUCAUUGCUACGAAGUGAUGGAACUCUGUGAGGGCGGUGAUCUUUUUGAAGCCAUCUCCAGUCACACUAUGACAACAGAAGAGUCGAAUUGCAUUUUUGCUCAACUAAUGCAAGGCGUCGCGUACCUCCACUCGAUCGGUGUCUGUCACCGCGAUCUGAAGCCAGAGAAUUGUCUUUUUGAUUCUAAUAACCACCUGAAAAUCAUCGAUUUCGGGUCAGCGGACGUGGUCAAAUCUCCUUUUGAAACUGAAUGCCGGCGCUCAACUGGCCGAUGUGGAUCGGGCCCGUACAUGGCUCCCGAAGAGUUCACUCAACCCUCCUACGACGGGCGCAAAGUAGACGUUUGGGCGUGUGCCAUCAUAUACCUGGCUAUGAUGUUUCAACGGUUCCCUUGGCAUAGUGCUAAAGGAUCUGACGAGCACUACGCGGCGUAUGUCGAAAACGGUGGACAUUCAAAGUUCUUUGACCGAUUACCCGAUGGUCCUCGACAGAUCUUGUCUAGAAUGUUAGAUCCUAAUCCGGACCGACGUGCUACCAUUGACGAGUGCUUGGAAGAUGAGUGGGUGAAAAGCAUUGUAGUUUGUGAUGAAUGUGUUACAAGGCAUCAGCAUGGAAGGGUUGCAAGGAAUGGUGUAAAAAUGAAAUGAAGGACUUUAGGAAGAAUAAUCAAGUAUAAAUGUGCCAAAUUUUUUUAUAGACGUCCAAAUAUGUGCUACUAAACUGUCUUUUGAAUGGACUCUGUGAGAUAUAAUCCUAAAUGCUCCCCAUUUAAUGGGCUGACCGGCGGGCAGUAACUAAAC
This is a messenger RNA of Spizellomyces punctatus DAOM BR117, 1938 nucleotides long. RefSeq names its product HAL protein kinase. Gene Ontology annotation, molecular function: ATP binding; protein serine/threonine kinase activity. The record is from RefSeq and is a predicted model, not a curated record. The coding region runs from base 418 to 1785 and encodes 455 amino acids. Gene Ontology annotation, biological process: intracellular signal transduction; negative regulation of glycogen biosynthetic process; protein phosphorylation. The transcript has 3 exons. Lineage: Eukaryota; Fungi; Chytridiomycota; Chytridiomycetes; Spizellomycetales; Spizellomycetaceae. Gene Ontology annotation, cellular component: cytosol; cytoplasm; nucleus.